UAACCUUACUGCACCCUCACUCUUCUCUUCUCUUCUCUUCUCUUCUCUUCUCAAUCUCACGAACCAUAACAAAACCCUCUUUAGUUCUCUCUCACCAACCCAAACUAUACUACUAAUACUGUUAUUUUCUUAAACCAUGUCUAACUCUGACGGAGCAACUAACGGCGUCAGCAGCAACGGCGCAAUCGUCGAGUCGCAGCGGAACAGCCAGCAGUCAAACGCCCUAGCCGUGAAAAAACCGCCGUCGAAGGACCGUCACAGCAAGGUCGACGGAAGAGGACGCCGCAUUCGGAUGCCGAUCAUAUGCGCCGCACGUGUUUUCCAGCUGACACGUGAGUUAGGGCACAAGUCCGACGGUCAAACCAUCGAGUGGCUUCUCCGGCAAGCUGAACCCUCCAUCAUCGCCGCAACCGGCACCGGCACGACUCCGGCGAGCUUCUCCACUGUCUCCGACCACAAGCCACUGCUUCCUCCUCCCACUCCCUUCAUUCUCGGAAAACGCAUACGCCCGGACGACGACGCAGCCGCCAAAGACGACGCCGUUUCGCUCGUUGGGUCUCCCACGCCGCACGCUCUUUGGGCCCUUCCUUCCAGGCCCGAUUUCGGCCAAGUCUGGAGCUUCGCCGCCGCCGCCGCAGCCGCAGCGCCACCGGAACUCGUUUCGGUGUCGACGCAACAGCAUGGUUCGAUGUUCCACCAACAUCACCAUCAGCAACAGCAGCAGCAACAAGCCGCCAUGGGAGAGGCUUCUGCGGCGAGGCUGGGGAAUUACCUUCCCGGUCAUCUGAAUUUGCUGGCGUCGUUGUCCGGCGGCCACGGGAAUUCCGGCCGGCGAGACGACGAGCCUCGUUGAUUGUUGAAUUGCGAUGGCUUAGGCGGUGUUCUUCCCUUUUCGUAUAUAUUUAUGUAUUACGCGUGUGUAUGUGUGUUUUUGUCUGUGACUUUGUUGUUGUGUGUGGACUGCGGACAAGGAGAAGAUUCUUAGUGAAAUUUUUAGGGAUAGGUGUUCCUAAUUUUUUUUUAGUAGUUUUGAGUGGAGAAGUCCAUGAAUUGAGGAAUUCAAUUGGAUUAGGGUUUUCCUGGAUUGGAAAACUAAUUAGGUUGUUAGGAGAUGAUGAAUUUGUUUAGAUCAUUGGUGGAGGAGAGAGAGUAUGUAUGAUUUUGAUGAUGAGAUGAGAUGAAUAACUUGGGAUUGAGGCUGGAAGUGGUUUUCAGAACCUUGAUCGAUCGUUUUGCAAAUUUGCAAAUGCAAGUUUUAAUGGAAUGAAAUUAAUUUAAUGAUGUUAUUGUGCAAAGAGUCACGCUCCAAGGUGAUUGAAGAGAGAUUGAGCUUGUUGCAUCUGUUUCACUCUCAAAAGGGUUUUGGUUUUUGAAGUUGACUAACUCUCACUUUCCAAAUUCCAAAUUGGGUCACUAAAAGUGAUUAGUUAGUCUUCAUAGCAUUAGGUUGAGUCAUGAGUGAUUGUGUAUCUCAUUAUCGGCUGUCACUCCCAUAUUCUUGGAGCAACCUUUCCAAUACUGAUUGAGAAUUCAUGUUAUUGGGCAUCAUUGAGGGAUUGUGGUCCAUCUAAUGUCUUUGUGAGCUAAGCUAUGCUGCCUCGCUCUCUCCUUCAAUUUGGCGCGGUCUUGGUUGAUUCAGAGAUGGCUGCUAUCUGAAAGACACGGCCUGGUUCUACUCUAUGGAUUAUUGGUGGGGCAUUCAAAUUUGCGAUGCUGACAGGUUUUUGAAUUAUUGCUAAACACAAUACAGAAGGGUCAGCUUCCAAUAAUUGAUGGGUCCCUGAAAUUACAUGA
Messenger RNA from Abrus precatorius (Indian licorice), 1794 nucleotides. Its product is annotated as transcription factor TCP7-like. Bases 137 to 853 code for a protein of 238 amino acids. Lineage: Eukaryota; Viridiplantae; Streptophyta; Magnoliopsida; Fabales; Fabaceae. The record is from RefSeq and is a predicted model, not a curated record. The transcript is spliced from 2 exons. Gene Ontology annotation, molecular function: DNA-binding transcription factor activity; sequence-specific DNA binding. Gene Ontology annotation, cellular component: nucleus.